Tarenaya hassleriana is the source of this 1156-nucleotide messenger RNA. Its product is annotated as syntaxin-72. The transcript is spliced from 9 exons. NCBI's taxonomy places the organism in Eukaryota, Viridiplantae, Streptophyta, Magnoliopsida, Brassicales, Cleomaceae. Gene Ontology annotation, cellular component: SNARE complex; endomembrane system. The record is from RefSeq and is a predicted model, not a curated record. Gene Ontology annotation, molecular function: SNAP receptor activity; SNARE binding. The coding region runs from base 133 to 927 and encodes 264 amino acids. Gene Ontology annotation, biological process: vesicle fusion; intracellular protein transport.
GCUCCGCGCCACGUUUGGGGGGAGAGAGAGAGAGGCCAAAAAUGGAGGAGAGAGAGAAGGUGAGGGUUUGUGGAUGAAGAAGAAAGGGAAGAAUCGGUGAGGUCGAAGAAGAAUGCGAAGGACGACGGAGGUAUGACGGUGAUCGAUAUCGUGUUCAGGGUCGAAGAGAUCUGCAAAAGGUACGAGAAGUACGAUGUCGACAAGCAGCGCGAGCUCGGCGCUUACGGCGACGAUGCCUUCGCUCGCCUCUACGCCUCCAUUGAUUCCGACAUCGAGGACGUUCUUCGUAAAGCAGAGUUGGCAUCAACGGAGAACAAUAGAGCUGCAGCAGUGGCCAUGAACGCUGAGGUCCGAAGGACAAAGGCGCGUUUAGUGGAAGAUAUCGUCAAGCUUCAGAAAUUGGCUGCAAAGAAGUUCAAAGGGCUUUCGAAAGAGGAACGAGAAUCCCGUUGUGAUUUGGUUAUUGCAUUGGCCGAUAGGAUUCAAGAAAUACCAGAUGGGAAUGCAAAUGCAGCCAAACAAGAUGGAGCCUGGGGAGCUUCAGCACCUAACAAAAUCAAGUUUGACCUAUCAGAGGAAGACAUGAACGAGGGUUUCUUCCAGCAAACUGAAGAAUCCGACCAGUUUAGGCAAGAAUAUGAAAUUAGGAAAAAGAAACAGGACGAGGGUCUUGAUGUCAUAUCAGAAGGCUUGGAAGCACUGAAGAAUUUGGCCCAUGACAUGAACGAGGAACUCGACAAGCAAAUUCCGCUGAUGGACGAAAUCGAAACAAAGGCGGAUAAAGCAGCUUCGGAUUUGAAGAACACCAACGUCAGACUCAAGCAGAAUCUUACAAAGAUGAGGUCCAGUCGUAACUUCUGUCUCGACAUAAUUCUGCUCUGUGUGAUCCUCGGAAUCGUCUCUUACAUCUACAAUGCUAUGAAAUGAGAGAGAGCAGCUACAAGAAGAACAACAUUGUGGCCGUUGCAAAAAUUCUGGUAACUUUGUGUCAGGAAACACUUUUAUUUUGCAAAAAACUUGGUUUUUUUUUUAAACCUAAGAAAGAGGAAACUGUUUGUCUGAUGGGUAAUAAUCAUCUACUCAUUUGAGAAGUGACUUUGUGAUAAGUAAAGACUGUGAUUGUGUUCCGAGUGGAAACUAGUUUAUAAUUAUAAUA